Zalophus californianus (California sea lion) is the source of this 1402-nucleotide messenger RNA. It is a transcript of the gene WHR1, whose product is annotated as serine/threonine kinase 19. NCBI's taxonomy places the organism in Eukaryota, Metazoa, Chordata, Mammalia, Carnivora, Otariidae. Bases 138 to 1004 code for a protein of 288 amino acids. Gene Ontology annotation, biological process: protein phosphorylation; positive regulation of Ras protein signal transduction. The transcript is spliced from 6 exons. Gene Ontology annotation, molecular function: protein serine/threonine kinase activity. The record is from RefSeq and is a predicted model, not a curated record.
UCCUACGUCAUCUUUCUUCCACCCGGCGGGCCGGCCUCCUGGGAGCCCGACGUCACUGCUCUGCGCCGGAAGACGCCGUGUCCGUGUCCCCUUCCCUCAGCACCGGCCUCUUCCCCGGCAGCCUGAGAUCCCGGGAUAUGAGCCGGAAGAGGCAGCGCCUGGUCCCGGACGCCUUUGGGCUGAAGAGGCGGCGGGAACGAGGGCAGGCGGAGGCGGAUCCUCUGAGGGGCGAGUCAGGUAAGCGCGGCGGCCCCGGGACGAGGCGGGGAGCGGCGUGCGGUGGGAGAACGGCACCCCCCGCCCCCCUUCCCGUCUCAGUGACCUGGUCUCUCCGCCCAGGGUCGGCGCGCGCGGCCGUCGCCGAGCUGGUGCAGCUGUUCCCGCGAAGCCUGUUCGAGGACGCGCUGCCGCCCAUCGCGCUGAGGAGCCAGGUGUACAGCCUCGUGCCCGACCGGACGGCGGCCGACCGGCAGCUGAAGGCGCUUCAAGAGCAGGGGGAGAUCAGAAUCAUCCAGCUAGGCUUUGACUUGGACGCCCAUGGAAUUAUCUUCACUGAGGACUACAGGACCAGAGUCCUCAAGGCCUGCGAUGGCCGACCAUAUGCUGGGGCAGUGCAAAAGUUUCUGGCUUCAGUACUUCCAGCCUGUGGGGACCUUAGCUUCCAGCAAGACCAAAUGACACAGACCUUCGGCUUCAGGGACCCAGAGAUCACGCAGCUGGUGAAUGCUGGAGUCCUCACCGUCCGAGAUGCCGGGAGUUGGUGGCUGGCCGUGCCUGGAGCUGGGAGAUUCAUUAAAUAUUUUGUUAAAGGGCGCCAGGCUGUCCUUGGCAUGGUCCGGAAGGCCAAGUACCGGGAGCUACUCCUAUCAGAGCUUUUGGGCCGGCGGGCGCCUGCCGCGGUGCGACUUGGCCUCACCUACCACGUGCAUGACCUCAUUGGGGCCCAGCUGGUGGACUGUGUCUCCACCACUUCUGGAACUCUCCUCCGCCUACCAGAGACGUGAGGAUUCUGCUUGCCACUGCAUACCUCCCCAGAGUGGGGUGAGAGGGGCUCAGGAGUACUGUCCGGUGGUGGCUGAGACCAGGGUCACCUUGGGAAGGCGUGGGAGCCCGGAUGAGUGUUGGCCUUGUAUCUGCACAAAGCGUCAGAUGUGAUUGCUGCUGUUUACCUGGGCUCUGACCCAGUGGUGGGGUUUGGGCAGUGCCCCUCUGCCCUUCCAAUGGGAGUGGAGCCUGAAAGCACUCCAAGGCCGUGGCUGUUGCCUUCCUUGCAGCAAAGUACUGCUGUCACUCCCUUGGGAUAGGAAGACGGGAUUUCUGGGGAGGCUGGUGAGGGAGGGCAGAAUCCUCUGUCCUUCACGUCGAGGUAAAACUGCCAAAUAAAGUACUUCUGCCUGUGCAA